GCCCCCUAGGGGCUCCCGCUCCGGCUGAGGAGGAAGGUGCUGGUCCUUCCUGCCACACCGGCCCGUUACCCGCCAGCCGGUUCCCUGCCCGGCGCCCGCCCCGCCACCCUCCGGAGGAGCCUGACGCCGCCGCCUCUCCGUGCUCCGCAGCCACAUCUCCGCCUGGACGGAGGACCCGCCGCCCCUCGCUCUCGCCGCCUCCCGUGUCCCGCCUGCGCCCCGGCGCCAUGAGCGCGCGCCUGCCGCUCUUCCUGCGCGGGCUCCGCCGUCUGCAGCCGCCCCCGGGCUCGCCGCUCCGCCUCCGAGCGCCCUGUCGCGCCAGCAGCAGCGGCGGCGGCGGCGGCUGUGGCGGUGGGGAGGGCCUGCUCGAGCAGCGGCGGCUGCGGGACUCCCAAGUCGGGAGCAGCCGCGGCCAGGGCAGCCAGGCGCCCCCCGCGCGGGACUCGAUCGUCAGAGAAGUCAUUCAGAAUUCAAAAGAGGUUCUGAAUUUAUUGCAAGAAAAAAACCCUACCUUUAAGCCGGUGCUUGCUAUUAUUCAGGCAGGUGACGAUAACUUGAUGCAGGAAAUAAACCAGAAUUUGGCAGAGGAGGCUGGUCUGAACAUCACUCACAUUUGCCUUCCUCCGGAUAGCAGUGAAGCCGAGAUUAUAGAUGAAAUCUUGAAGAUUAACGAAGACACCAAAGUGCACGGCCUUGCCCUUCAGAUCUCCGAGAACUCGUUUAGCAACAAAGUCCUCAAUGCCUUGAAACCAGAAAAAGAUGUGGAUGGAGUAACAGACAUAAACCUGGGGAGGCUGGUCCGUGGAGAUGCCCAUGAAUGUUACAUCUCACCUGUGGCCAGAGCUGUGAUUGCACUUCUUGAAAAGUCAGGUGUCAACUUAGAUGGAAAGAAGAUCUUGGUAAUAGGAGCCCAUGGGUCUUUGGAAGCUGCCUUGCAAUGCCUAUUCCAGAGGAGAGGGUCCAUGACAAUGAGCUCCCAGUGGGAAACACCUCAGCUUCAAAGCAAGCUUCAUGAGGCUGAUAUUGUGGUCUUGGGCUCUCCCAAGCCAGAAGAGAUUCCCCUUUCUUGGAUACAACCAGGAACUACAGUUCUCAACUGUUCCCAUGACUUCCUGUCAGGGAAGCUUGGAGGUGGUUCUCUUGGGGUACAUCUUAAUGGUCUCAUUGCAGAGAAUGAUGUGAGUCUCCUUGCUGCAGCUCUGCGGAUUCAGAACAUGGUCAGCAGUGGAAGGAGAUGGCUACGUGAACAGCAGCAUGCAAGGUGGAGACUUCACUGCUUGAAACUCCAGCCUCUCUCCCCCGUGCCAAGUGAUCUUGAGAUUUCAAGAGCACAGACUCCAAAAGCUGUGGAUGUCCUUGCCAAGGAGAUAGGAUUGCUUGCAGAUGAAAUUGAAAUCUAUGGCAAAAGCAAAGCCAAAGUACGUUUGUCCCUGUUGGAAAGGUUAAAGGAUCAAGCAGAUGGAAAAUACGUUUUAGUAGCUGGGAUCACACCCACCCCUCUCGGGGAAGGGAAAAGCACAGUGACAGUUGGGCUCGUACAAGCAAUGACCGCACACCUGAACAUCAACUCCUUUGCCUGUCUCAGGCAGCCUUCUCAAGGACCAACUUUUGGAGUUAAAGGAGGCGCUGCAGGUGGCGGAUAUGCCCAGGUCAUCCCCAUGGAGGAGUUCAACCUUCACUUGACCGGGGACAUCCACGCCAUCACCGCUGCCAAUAACCUGCUGGCCGCCGCUAUUGACACAAGGAUUUUACAUGAAAACACUCAAACCGAUAAGGCGCUGUAUAAUCGACUUGUUCCUUCAGUGAAUGGUGUCCGAGAGUUUUCAAGCAUUCAGCUUGCUCGACUGAAAAAACUGGGAAUAAAUAAGACAGAUCCAAAUGCACUGACGGAAGAGGAAAUGGGUAAAUUCGCCCGUCUCGACAUCGACCCCUCCACCAUCACAUGGCAGAGAGUAUUGGAUACAAAUGACCGAUUUCUACGAAAAAUAACGAUUGGGCAGGCACCCACAGAGAAAGGGUAUUCCCGGCAGGCACAGUUUGACAUCGCAGUGGCCAGCGAGAUCAUGGCAGUGCUGGCCUUGACUGACAGCCUGGCGGACAUGAAGGAGCGGCUGGGAAGAAUGGUGGUGGCCAGUGACAAAAAUGGGCAGCCCGUGACAGCAGAAGAUUUGGGGGUCACAGGUGCCUUGACAGUUUUGAUGAAAGAUGCAAUAAAACCAAAUCUGAUGCAGACCCUAGAAGGGACACCUGUCUUUGUGCAUGCUGGCCCCUUUGCUAACAUCGCCCAUGGCAACUCUUCAGUGUUGGCUGAUAAAAUCGCCCUGAAACUGGUUGGUCAAGAAGGAUUUGUAGUAACUGAAGCUGGUUUUGGUGCUGAUAUUGGAAUGGAGAAAUUUUUCAACAUCAAGUGCCGAGCAUCUGGCUUGGUGCCCAACGCGGUGGUGCUGGUGGCAACGGUGCGCGCUCUGAAGAUGCACGGAGGCGGGCCAAGCGUAACUGCUGGUGUCCCGCUAAAGAAAGAAUAUACAGAGGAGAACAUCCAGCUGGUGGCAGACGGCUGCUGUAACCUUCAGAAGCAGAUUCAGAUUGCUCAGCUCUUUGGGGUUCCCGUUAUUGUGGCUCUGAAUGUCUUCAAGACCGACACCCGCGCUGAGAUUGACUUAGUUUGUGAGCUUGCGAAGCGGGCUGGCGCCUUUGAUGCGGUCCCCUGCUAUCACUGGUCCGUUGGUGGGAAAGGGUCGGUGCAGCUGGCUCGGGCUGUGAGAGACGCUGCCAAUAAGGGAAGCCGUUUCCGGUUCCUGUAUGAUGUUCAGCUUCCAAUUGUAGAAAAGAUAAGAACCAUUGCGCAGGCUGUGUACGGAGCCAAAGAUAUCGAACUGUCUCCUGAGGCACAAUCCAAAAUAAAUCGUUACACGCAACAGGGUUUUGGAAAUUUGCCCAUCUGCAUGGCAAAGACCCACCUUUCUCUAUCUCAUGAACCUGACAAGAAAGGGGUACCCAGAGAUUUCAUUUUGCCCAUUAGUGAUGUCCGAGCCAGCAUAGGUGCUGGAUUCAUCUACCCUUUGGUUGGAACGAUGAGCACCAUGCCGGGACUGCCGACCCGGCCCUGCUUCUAUGAUAUAGAUCUUGAUACAGAAACAGAGCAAGUUAAAGGCUUGUUCUAAAUGAACCCAACUUCCACAGGACCCAAUUCAGAAAAGAUGGCGGGCUCCAGCGGCGUCCGAGACUUUGAGAGAAAACAGCAAACCUUUCAGAUCAGUAAGAAGGGUCAGAUCUCCUCCCUUCCAUUCACGCCCUAAAUGCAUUUUUCAGACCUCGCUUUCUGUGCCGACCAUAAAAGAGAAACCGAAAUCUGAGGCGGCAGGAUUCCUAAUCUGAAAUCCCGAGCGUUCUCACUCAGCAGGAUCUUAGAGACUGUAGAGCCCAAAUUUAGAAUUUUGGAAUUUCUGCCUGAUCUUCUCAGGGGUUCCGAUCGCUGCCUGUGGUGUCUACGCAGACUGGGUCACAGAGCGGUGCAGCAUCGGAUUUUCCACGGCUCUCGAGUAAAAAGAUUCCAAACAGGGACCCCGGCCUCGGCCUCGUCUUGUGAAGAGAAUCACUUAUCUGCUGUUGAAUUUUCUUUCGGUCUCCGGCUUUUUAGAGCCCUAUUAACAGUUUAACACCACAGGGUAAGCAGCUAUUCUUCAACCCCCGGAAACGUGUUUUUGUCUUCCAGGCUCGGGAAGCAGACUGCUCCUUGCCUUUCUGCUGCCGCUGGCGAAGAAAGUGAACUUGAAAUAUGCCUCUUACGCAACGGGGGAGAAAUGGGGAAAUAGGCCAAAGAUUUAUUCUUUGUUCAAGACUGAAUUCUGUGUGCAACCGAGGACAGUGUCCAGUAAAAAGGACCUCCACCGAGUUUGAGAGAAACUAAUUUAUUUUCCGUUUCUGCAGAGUUUACAUUAUUUCCCACUGCUUACACUUCAGAAAGUUUAUUUUAUGGGGAUGGAAGGAUUAAAAGAGUGUGAACUAAAAGGUAGCGGUUUCCACUCUGGAGUUUUCUGUUUUGUCUUUGACCUGCAAAUAAACACGUAUCUAGAAAACCAA
Messenger RNA from Callorhinus ursinus (northern fur seal), 4083 nucleotides. NCBI's taxonomy places the organism in Eukaryota, Metazoa, Chordata, Mammalia, Carnivora, Otariidae. The record is from RefSeq and is a predicted model, not a curated record.